Messenger RNA from Penaeus chinensis, 5313 nucleotides. Its product is annotated as KIF-binding protein-like. NCBI's taxonomy places the organism in Eukaryota, Metazoa, Arthropoda, Malacostraca, Decapoda, Penaeidae. The record is from RefSeq and is a predicted model, not a curated record. Bases 187 to 1932 code for a protein of 581 amino acids. The transcript is spliced from 10 exons.
CCUCUGCCGGGAACACCAGUAACUACAAACGUAAACAAACUGGCUUGCGGGCGAGGUUUCAGCUAGACAGCCCUGAGAAAGUCAUCAGACAAGUAACAUCCUUAAACCACCGCCAAAGGAAUAAGGAUUUCAGAGCAGAAUAUUUGAAGACUACCGCUGUGUGAAGUGUGUUUUAUAUUCCGCCAGAUGGCUUCUCUGGAGGACCAGUAUCAGAAGGCCUUGAGGCUUUACCAGGAGGACAGUGCCCAUGACCCAGAGUCUGAGCCUUACAAAUCCAAAUAUGCUGCCAGGGAGAUAUUUGAGGAGUUGAAAUCUCGUCUAAGCAAACAGUUGGAUGAAGAUGAUGUGGAUGAUGCUGCAGAGGACCAGCUAGUUGAGGAAGGAGUUGAUGGUGUAGGUUUGACAAGGGCACGCAUGGCUGCUGUAGUUUAUCACCUGGGUGUUAUUGCUGUAGAGACUGAAGAGCUGUCAACAGGAGAGGAGCACCUGAAGAGAGCCCUUAUCAUCCUUGGAGAUCAUGAGGGAAUUGCCACAGGUGUGUCCUCAAUGAAAGUUGGGAAUGAGGGAGUGCUUUCAGCAGCACUGUCAGGUGAUGUAGAUUCCCUGCUGUCCAGCUCUUCCAGCGAAACUGUGUCAGUCAGUCCUGCCACCAUAAGUGCUACAAGUGUUGCAUUGGCCAUCAGUUGCCACAACCAGCUUGGCAUUCUCUGGUCUCAUAGGAAUGUGUUUAGCACAGCAAGACGUCAUUUGGAUCGUGCCAAUGUAAUUUAUGAAGAGUAUCAGAAGCAGAAUGCAAGUUCACCAAGAACAAUCCACAGCUUGUUCUCUGCUUGUACGGAGGGAGACCCAGAUGAAAACAGUGGUACAGCUGCCUUGGAGAAACUGCAUACCCUUACAUUUUAUUAUCUGGCACAGGUGUUUGGACAUCUUGGUAUGCCAGAAAAGUCAGCUUGGUACUGUCAUUCUACUCUUCAAAGGCAGUUGGCAAGCAAAGACUAUGACCCAGUUGAAUGGGCUAUCAAUGCAGCCACUUUGUCUCAGUUCUAUCAAGGCAAAGAGAAGUUCAGAACGGCAAGACAUCUGCUGGCAUCAGCCUCAAAAGUGUUAUCCAGCCAUGAGGCAGAAUUUGACACCCAGCAAGCAGAGUCAGAGGAAACUGCUUCAAAACAGGAAAGGUACAAACGGCGUUGUGCUGACGUAGCCCGGUGCUGGGGUAGAUACUGUCUCCUGCUGAUGCAAGUAUCAGUUGACCGUGCCAUUCCUGAUGACCCGCAGGAUGAGCCCAGUCAAGAACAGGAACCAGAAGAAGAAUCUCUGGACAGACAGCUAGAAUUCGUGCAACUAGAAGUGAGUGAUCUUGAAUCUGAGGUUGUAUCAGCACCAGUAAGCACCUUUGAAGAAAUGCGUCCCCUGUUUUUGUGUGGCUUGAGGCAUUUUACAGAGGCUCGGCAGUAUUACAGCCUUGAGGACCAUGCCAGUGACCAUGUUAGCAUCACCCAGGACAUGAGUCAGCUGUAUAAAGCUCUUGCAUUCUUUGAGCCAAGUGAAGACAGAAGAUCCAAGAUGCACAAACGAAGGAUUGAUCUCUUAAAAAUUCUCGUCCAGGAACUAAAUCCUCAGUAUUACCUUCAUUUUAAACCUCUUCCUGGAUGCAGAAGUGGAGAACAGCCAGAGAAAUACUCAGAGGAUUCCGUAAGGCCAGCACUGAUUGCUUGGUUCCACUUGGGUCGUUUAUGGUCGAAGCUCGUUUCUUCGUCCCCCCAAAGCCGACUCCAGAAUAUUGCCCACUCUCUCCAGAAUUACAAGAGGGUAGUGGCAUACUGUGAAAAAAAUCCAGACUGUGAAUCGGUUGUAGCCCAAGAAUUGGCCAUUUGUCGGGAAAUGGUCCAGCUCUUGCCUCUGAAGAUGGAGCAGAUCAGGGCUCAGUGUUGAUAAACUACCAGACUCUUAGGAAACCAAAGAACUUUGAUUUCAUUAAGAAUUUUGCAGAUAUGGUUGUUAUGUGAAAAGUGCAUAAAUGUGGUGAGAACAUUACAAGUUGACAUUCCAUACUGGGGAGGUAGUGAAUUUGUAUUAGAAGUUUGUUGUUUCAAACUUUGUUGUUAAGUAAAAGAGAUGUGGUUCUGUUGGGAUGCAAUGAUAAAAAGUUAGAUUUUACAAAGAUAGCACUUUAUACUUGAUCAUUACAUUUUAAGUUAAGAGAUAUAACAAGUAAAAUUUCAAGGUAUAAAGAUUUUGAUGACCAUGUAAUACAUGGCAAGUUACAACCCAUGAGAAACACUUAGCUGAGCAUAGGAUUUUUUUCAGCAUCUUUUACCCUAUACGGAAGAUUAGUUGCAGAAUAGAUACAUGAUGUUAAAUAUGUGAUAUAUAAUGCUUGCUGUAAUUCUGUACUGAUCAAUAUACUGCUUAAGUGUGAUUUAAUAUACUUCAUCUUGAGAUUUUAGACAAAUAUAUCUUGCUGUUUGGAUAAGCAUAACUCAAAUUAUGUUAACUUAAUAUGUGGUAAUGAGUUUUAGGUACGAGUUAUCUGUAUUUUGUAGCUAUAAAGUAGAAAAAUUAUAUAUUAUAGCUAUUUUUCAAGAAAUUACAUGAAAAUUCUAUCAAGCUGCUGUAUAGAGGCGAGGGGAUAAACAAGUGUGUUUUCACCAUUUACCUAGAAAAAGCUAUUUUUGUGAUUUUUUUCUAUAUAUUCUGCUUCUGUUCAGAUAUCUGUUAUUUCCAUUUACAUAACUUUUUUUUAAUAUACCAAGUAUAUAUUUUCAUUUGGCUGUUCAAGGCCAUGAAGGCAUUAUGAGAAUACCAUUGUAUGCAUUGGUCAUUUUUGCAUUUGAUCAAAUAGAAUUACUUUCAAGUAGCUGUGUAAUGUGUGACAUACAUAGAAAAGGUGAUCUUUGAAAGGUAGUUCUUGUAUAAAUGAGGAAGAUGAAAUAAAAAGCCUUUAUAAAUUAUAGGGUUCUUUUCAACUUCUUUGCUUGGGUUCAUUAAACAGUUUGCAAACUCAGUAAGUAAGCAGUUAGGUUGACUACUUAUAUGAUCAUGUUACUUGCUUUUUAAUUAUCUAAUUUAUAACUAUUUAGCUCUGGAAACUACACUAUAGUAGAACAUGCUUACAUUUAUACUACUGUGUAGAUGGUUUUAAUCCAGUUGUACCAGUUGACAUCUAAUCAGGUUAUGGUGAACUUGGUCUAAAUGCAAGAUGGUAAGUAUCCACGCCACAGACAGCUGUCUGCUUUUAGUUGUGUGUUAAACAGCUGGUUGCAUGUCUGGCCCUGUGAUCAUGGAGGAGAUAUAGCCCCUUAAGCAUAGGUUUAAUGUCUCUUUUAAGCCUCAACUGUGUGUGCCACAGCUUAAAGCAUAAAGAACAGGGUAUGUGUAUGUUUCCGUCACUCCUAGUUUUUCACUAGAACAGCUGACUACAAUGCAUGGCACAUGGCUCAAUAUGGUGUGCAGAAAGCCUGUCAUCAGUGAGUUAAGUAAAGCAAGAUACAGAUGGUGAGCUACUUUUAAGUGAAAGAAAAAGAAUAAAAGAAAAUAUCAAUAACUUCCAUGUGUGAAAGUCCCAAUACUACUUGCUCUCUGGUUGUAAUUGCAUGUGGAGAUGUGUAAAGUCAGUGAUUAUGCAGUUUGGCUUUUACUAUAAGUAACUCUAAAGGAAAAGAGGGUAUGCAUAAAGUCAGCAAUUUAGAUACCUUGGAAUAUGACUCUCUGUAUUUUGUAAGGAUACUGUAUAUUCCUCUGUGCGUGUGUGUGUGUACGCACACGCGUGCACUUGUGUGCAUGCUUGUGUGCACAUGUGUGCAUGCUUGCCUGCCCGUGUAUAUGUGAGUGCAUGUGAGUUUUUACAAAAUCUUUCAGAAAGUAUGCAUGGAAAUUUGUCUACAUUCCUAUUUUUAUGAAUCUCCUCAUGAUCUCCCACUAAUUGUGUGUAUAUGGCACAGAUUGAUAGAGAGUAAGAAGGAAAGUUACCUUCUUUUUUUUUUUCUUUUUUUUCUGGUUAUUCAAGCUGUGAACACUUUGUGUUUUUAUGUGUAAUUUUUGAAUUCCCAUCAACUUUCUCAUAUCUAGUCAAGGCAUUCAAUAGAAAGUUUUGAUGUAAACAAAAGGAACUAACACAGUGACUAGUUUUGUCAAACGAAGAUCAUACCUUUCUAAAAAUUGUGUGGAAAUAAGAAAAAGAAAUAAAGUAAGUUGUUCACAGCCAUUUCUACCAACUUGGAAGAGAUGGCAGAGGUUAACUUAUUGUAAAUUGUAAUAUUUUGCCACAAUGUAUCUUUCAUCACCACUAACAGCUUUAUGUUUGCAAAUGAAUUGCAAAUAUUCAUGCUAUUGUAUACAGUGCUGAUCUGCAUCUCAUUGGCCUCUGGCUCUCAAGAAAGUGAUUACCACAUAGUUCAAGUUCAUAUGAGUAUUAUUAAUUAUUCAUUGUGUGAAUGCAUUCACCAUACUCAAACUGCAUAGAAAACAUUAUCUUUACACAGUGAUCACUCUUUGAUACUUUUAUGAUGACUGUAGAGGUAUGUGUAGAGAAUCACACUGACAUUUAAAAUCUCAUGCCAGAUGUAUUCAGAUUAUGAUAGAAAGAACACAUAAGCAAGAAUUAUUAUGUCAUUCCUAGUUCAUUUAGCAGAAGAACUAUGCUUUGUGCUUAAAAGUGUACAUCUAAAUUUAGAAUAAUUAUCAUUUUCACAUUCCAUCUCUUACAAAAUAGAUCUGUUACGUAUGGUAAGCAUUCAGAUUAAACUGCUUGUAAUAAAGUUACGUCAUCAAAUAUUGACUGUUACUCUUACACUGAUUUUUUGCUUUCUAUUUGCCAUACUUUUUUUUUUUUUUCCACAGUUUUUUUAUUAGAACCACUUCAGACUUUCAUUAGUCAGAACCCUAGUAAAUAUUAGGGAAUAACCCAGAAUAAAGAAAUAAGCAUGCCAGAGUACAUAGACCUACCAGAUAUUGGCCAGUGUUACACAUGUAACACAUGUGUUGUUUGAAUCAUUUGCUUCAUACCUGUGAUUGUUAGUUAUAAGUAACUAGAGAUCUCACUUUGGAGUUUCCUUUUAUUGUUUUGAUAGAUGUAAAUUUAAAUUAAAGUCUAGCUAGUGAUUAGAUGUACUUAAAAUUUACUUAUAAUAUAGAAGCUAAAGGAAGUGUCUUCUGAGUGUAUGCUUAAUAGAAAAAAUAACAAGAAAAAUUGCAGCCACAAGCUUUUCUUUACAUCCAACUACACACACACACACACACACACACACACACACACACACACACACACACACACACACACACACACACACACACACACACACACACACACACACA